AGCCUGAUGGAGACCCUGCUAGUUUACCUGAUGGUCCUUGGCAUGGCUGUAAAGGCCCACAAGGUCCAGCUGUGCCCAAAACGCUGUGUCUGCCAGAUGCUCAACCCCAACCUGGCAACCCUCUGCGACAAGAAGGGCCUCCUCUUCGUCCCGCCAAACAUCGACCGGCACACCGUCGAGAUGCGUCUGGGCGACAACUUCGUCACGAGCAUCAAACAGCGGGACUUUGCCAACAUGACCAAGCUUCAGGACCUGACGUUGUCUCGGAACACCAUCGGUUCCAUCUCGCCUCACGCCUUUAAAGAUCUGGAGAACCUCAGGGCCUUGCACUUGGACAGCAACCGUCUGACGAGGCUCACCAACGACACCUUCAGUGGGAUGUCCAAACUUCACCAUCUCAUUCUUAACAACAACCAACUGAUUCAUAUCCACAUUGGGGCCUUCAAUGAUCUCACGGCUCUAGAGGAGUUAGAUCUGUCCUACAACAACUUGGAAAGCACCCCCUGGGUGGCCAUCCAGAGAAUGACCAGCCUCCACACCCUGGGCUUGGACCACAACAUGCUUAGUUACAUCCCUAUAGGAACCUUCUCCGGCCUGCAGAAGCUCAAACGGCUUGAUGUCACCUCCAACAAGCUCCAGAAGCUUCCGCCAGACCCUGUGUUCCAGCGGGCUGGGGUUCUGGCCACGUCAGGAAGCAUGGGUCCGUCGUCAUUCGCGUUGAGUUUUGGGGGGAACCCACUGAGGUGUAACUGUGAGCUGCUGUGGCUGAGGAGGCUGAGGCGGGAGGAUGAUCUGGAGACGUGUGCGGCUCCGCAGCACCUGGCUGGACGGUACUUCUGGACCGUGUCUGAAGAAGAGUUCCUCUGUGAGCCGCCUCUCAUCACCAGACACUCCCAGGAGCUGCGAGCGCUGGAGGGUCAGAGUGUAGCUCUGCGCUGUAAGGCCAGGGGUGACCCAGACCCCAUCAUCCACUGGAUUGCGCCAGACGGCCGGCUCAUGUCCAAUUCCUCCCGGGCCGUGGUGCACAGUGACGGGACUCUGGACAUCCUCAUCACCACUGUGAAGGACUCAGGCUCCUUCACCUGUGUCGCCUCCAACCCGGCCGGGGAGGCUCAACAAACUGUGGACCUGGUGAUCGUCAAACUCCCACACAUCACCAACAGUACUGUGAAGAAGGAACCGAACCCCGGUUCUUCUGAUAUCGCCACGGUAAUGAAGACGGGUGGUGGUGGGGAGGGCGGAGGCAUGGUGCCACUGGGAAACACAAAGACGAGCCAGGAGAAGAAGGUGGUGAUCACUGAGGCAACGUCUACCUCCGUCCUGGUCAGGUUCAACUUCCAGAGGAGUAUACCAGGCAUCCGAAUGUUCCAGAUCCAAUACAACGGAACCUACGAUGACUCUCUGGUUUACAGAAUGAUCCCUUCGAGCAGUAAGAGUAUCCUGGUGAACAACCUGGCGGCCGGUACUCAGUACGACCUGUGUGUACUGGCCAUCUACGAUGAUCUGGUGACCUCCCUGACUGCCACGCGAGUGGUGGGGUGCGUCCGCUUCACCACCGAGCCACAGUACCUCCGCUGCCACUUCAUGCAGUCCCAGUUCCUGGGAGGGACCAUCGUGGUCAUCAUCGGAGGGAUCAUCGUGGCGUCCGUCUUAGCUUUCAUCAUCUUCCUCAUCGUGAGGUACCGAGUGUGUAACCAAGGCGAUGAGGAUAAGGCUUUGGAGAUGGGUGAGAUCCCAUCUCUGAGCAGUGACGGUCAGCUCCAGGGCUGCGGUGUCCCCAAGGCCAUGUCCAAAUCUCUGUCCAAGCAGAUCCUCCAGCCAGAGAAACCAGAGACGGAAGACAAGGAGUCUCUGAGGGUGGCCCUUCCUCCUCGCAAACCGGUCAAGCAGCAGCAGCAGCAGCAACCCCCAGCCCCAACCACCACCACAUCUACCAAGCCCUCCAUCCCCGACUGCACUGUCUCUACUUCCGCAGCCAGCCACUCCUGGCACCCUGCCUCCCCGGUCACCCUGAGGCAAAAACGGGCCGAUUUCACUGUCGCCGGAGGUUCGAAACCCGGAGAAACCCGCCGAGCCGAAGGCCAGACGGAUGUGGAGUUAGAGAACACAAACCGUAAUAACUCGUCGGAAGCCAAAAUGGCUGCCGCCUUGGCCGUACCUGUUCCUGCCCGUUCCACAAAAUGGACGCCGGUCGCUAGGCGGCCGCGCCCCCCUGGAGCCUCGUCCCACCAUUACAUGACGGUACCAGCAGGGGGUGUGAGGGUGAACCGGCGGCACUCACUGAACGUGGACUCGUACAAGGAGCGCUGCUAUGUCAGCCUGGUACAGCAGCAGCCAAAACCUGGCGGGAGUUUGUGCUCCAAACGCAGUCUGUCCAUGAGUGGAGAAUUGCCCACGUUGGAGAGUGCAAUGGCAAACAUACGCAGAGGCAGAGACAAGCUGUCCCGAUCUGAGUGGCUUCUUGAAAGCACUCUAUGAUCUGGAUUUUACUGGCUUAUAAGCUCUUUGUUUUACUGGAUUGGAUUUGUGGCCCGUCGUGGAGCAUACAAUAACUUUAUGCCUUGUCUUUUAUCUACAAGACCCAUAGAUUCCUCUUGUAUAUCUGAAGACAAGGCAGCAAAACAGGGUUUUAAAAAUGUUUCACAUUUGUUUUUCUACCUAAAAAGCAAAUAUCCUCUCAAAGUCAUCUGUAUAGCGACUUCGGAUAUAACUUUGAUGAAAGGCACAAAGUAAAUGUAUAAAGCAACUUCAUGUACAAAAAUGUUGAGUUGUGUAACAUAUAGGCUAACACGAUACACCCGUAAGUGUUCAUAUAGUACUGAAUGCAGUAUUCUUGGUGGUCUAGCAUCAUUUAGAGAGAGGGUGAAAAAGGGAUGGAUGAUCAAGCUUGUUAUAACAUUGCCUGUUACUUAAAGUGAUUACAAUAACUGUGUAGACAAUGAAUGGACAUAUUUCUUGUCGUCAGUUUUUCAGACAGUUGGUGACAUGUCUUAAUUAACUUGGCGGCGGCGUUUGGAGGAAUUGUGAAUGUGCAGAGAUGUAGAACACAAGGUAUCCAGGUUGUGUCCCAAAUGGCGCCCGAUUCUCUAUAGUGCUCAACCUUUCGACCAGGGCUCUGGUCGAAAGUAGUGCACUAUAUAGAGAAUAGGGUGCCAUUUGGGCCGCACUCCUCAGUCUAGUGACAGAGCUGGAUCUUUUCAUCAAGCCGCACCAGACACACAGCACAAUGCAACAUUCAUGGCAACCCCGUCGGUGUUGAUUGAGCCUAAAUACUACCCUCCGGGUUGAAUCGAUACAUUUUUAUCGCGUAAUUACACCUAAAGUCUAAACCAACACAGACAGGAUGACUGGCGCGAUUCCAAUACGUCAACAGGUGGAUGGGGUUCGAUAAAGGAUUGGUGGUCCAUUUUCAUGUUUUUUUACUAUUAUUAAGACAUAAUUUGUCAUGUCAGGCCAAGAACCGUUGUAAAUUGACUGGUUGGUAAAGAGAAAACGAAAGCCACAAAACAGUAGGCUAUCUGAGAGGUCGGCUCUUGAUUUUGCUGUUGUUUCUGUUUGAUGUUUACCAGUAUAAAUAAACCAAUGAGAAA
This is a messenger RNA of Oncorhynchus nerka (sockeye salmon), 3590 nucleotides long. Its product is annotated as leucine-rich repeat and fibronectin type-III domain-containing protein 5-like. The record is from RefSeq and is a predicted model, not a curated record. The coding region runs from base 7 to 2478 and encodes 823 amino acids. NCBI's taxonomy places the organism in Eukaryota, Metazoa, Chordata, Actinopteri, Salmoniformes, Salmonidae. Gene Ontology annotation, molecular function: protein binding. The transcript is spliced from 5 exons.